CCGGCGCAGACCGGCCGCCCGGAGCUGGCUACCAUGGCGCUGUGUGAGCGGGCAGCCAGCGGGAGCUCUUUGCUAUGGCCUCGGGUGUUGCUCUUCGGGGACUCCAUCACGCAGUUUUCUUUCCAGCCAGGUGGAUGGGGCGCAUUACUGGCUGACCGACUUGUCAGAAAAUGUGAUGUUCUGAAUCGUGGGUUUUCUGGUUACAAUACCAGAUGGGCCAAGAUUAUCCUCCCAAGACUAAUUAGUAAAGGGGGCAGCAAGGAAACUCCAGUGGCAGUUACCAUUUUCUUCGGUGCCAAUGAUGCCACACUCAAAGAUGAGAACCCCAAGCAGCACGUCCCCUUGGAUGAGUACAGUGCAAACUUGAGGGCCAUGGUGCAGUACCUGAGGUCUGUGGACAUCCCUGAGGAGCGAGUCAUUCUCAUCACCCCACCCCCGCUGGGGGAAGCAGCCUGGGAGAAGGAAUGCAUCCUGAAAGGUUGCAAGUUAAACCGCCGUAACUCAGUUGCCGGUGAAUAUGCUAAUGCGUGUCUACGAGUGGCCACAGACUGUGGGACCGGUGUCCUUGACCUGUGGACCCUGAUGCAGAAGGACAACCAGGACUUCUCAUCCUACUUAUCAGAUGGCCUGCAUUUAUCACCAAAGGGAAACGAGUUUCUGUUCUUAAACCUCUGGCCGCUGCUGGACAAUAAGAUCUCCUCUCUGCCGUGGCUGCUUCCUUAUUGGAACGAUGUGGAGGAAACAAAGCCUGAGCUAAGUCUACUGGGAGACGGAGACCAUUAGUCAGCCUGGGAAACCUUCCCAAGUAGGAGCGGUUCCUGCCAUUCAUGGGUACCACCUCAGUUGUUAAUUCACAAACAUUCUAAGAACCACUGUUCAUCAUGUAUAUAACCUCAAACUGAUGAUUCAUAAAUACCAAGAAAUUGAAUAUUUUUCAAGAUUUAACUUCUGUUCAUAACUUUUUUUUGAGACAGGCUCCAAAGCAAUACA
Molecule: messenger RNA, 990 nt
Organism: Phodopus roborovskii (desert hamster)
Lineage: Eukaryota; Metazoa; Chordata; Mammalia; Rodentia; Cricetidae
Product: isoamyl acetate-hydrolyzing esterase 1 homolog
Exons: 6
Coding region: 34-783 (249 amino acids)
Molecular function (GO): hydrolase activity, acting on ester bonds
Source: RefSeq, a predicted model, not a curated record